GACCUUGAAAAAGAUCUUGAACAUAGAAAGCAGGGAAUUGAAGAUAACAAUCGCAGGUUUGCUGAAAUGAAAGCUGACAAGGACAAUCAACAAAAUUUAAGAAACACAUUAUGGCGGCAAGAGAACACACUUCAGCAGCAAUUAAGUACAACAACUGAAGAGUUAAAUAAAAGGAUACAAGGUUUACGAUCUCUUACAGGCAAGGGUAUGUUGAAUGGAAUAGACAGCAUACAGAAAGUGCUACAGUCAUUUCGUGAACAAAAUAAAUACCCAGAAGUUAUCAGUGGUUAUCAUGGUCUGCUUAUUGAGGCCUUUGAAUGUGACAAAGUUUAUUACACCUGUGUGGAAGUUACUGCUGGCUCUAGACUUUUCCAUCAUAUUGUGGACACGGACCGUACCGGCACAAUCUUGCUGAAAGAAAUGAACAGGAUGCAUUUACCAGGAGAGGUUACAUUCAUGCCACUAAACCGUCUUGAAAAUAGAGAUACACAUUAUCCAGACACUCAGGAGGCUGUAGCUAUGAUAAAAAAGCUCACAUAUGAACCGCAUCGCCAGACAGCUAUUAAACAGCUAAUGUGUUUGGUACCAGCUUUAAAAGCAGAAGACGUGGCAACACAGUUUGCAAGGACACAGAAUCUUGAUUGUAUCACAUUAGAAGGCGAUCAGGUGAGUCGUAGAGGAGCGCUAACUGGUGGCUAUUAUGAUACUCGAAGAUCCAGACUUGAUCUGCAGAAAAGUAAAGUAGAACUGACAAAAUUGAAGCAAGAGCAAGAAAUAGAAUAUAACAGACACAGAGUGGAACUGGAGAAAGUCGAGCAGUACAUCACUAAUUUAUUGUCAGAGAUGCAAAAAUUGGAAACCAAGAACAGUAAAAACAAAGAUGCGUAUGAAAAAGUUCAGACUGACCUGAGGAUUAAAAAGGAAGAAUUAGCCACACUACAAACCACACAGCCAUCCAGGGUGAAAAGUGUAGCAAGCCUUGAGUCCAGUUUGCAGGCUAUGAAAGGCCAGGCAGAUGCUUUAAAGGAAGAGCUGGGUACAGAACUUCAGUCUCAGCUGAGUGUAGAAGACCAGCGACAGGUGGACUUUCUCAAUGACCAAAUUAAUAGACUCACACAAGAGAACAGACAAGCAUGGCAGGAAAGAAUCAGACUGGAAACAGAGAAAAACAAACUAGAAAAUAUUUUAAAUAACAACUUGACAAAGAAACGGGAGAGGCUUCAACAAGAGUUGAGGGAGGUUAGCUUAGAGGAGCAAGAGAGGAGACUGAGUACUUUCAAGGUUGACAAAAUAGAGGUAGACAAACGAAUGGCUGAACUUGAAGCCGGUAUUGCAGAAACUGACACAAAUAUUGAAAGACUCAACAAGGAACAAAAACAGUUGCAAACACAGUUAGAAUUGUGGAGGGGCAAAGAACGAGACUUGCAGGAGAAAAUUGGAGAAGAUGCCAAAGAGCUAGAUAAAAUUUCACAGAAGCAAAGCUGCUUGAUUAAAAAGAAAGAAGAAUGUAUGAAAAAAAUCAGAGAUCUCAGAUCACUGCCAUCAGAUGCCUUUGAGAAAUAUCAAAACAUGUCAUUAAAACAGCUGUUCAAGAAAUUAGAAAGCUGCAACCAGCAGUUGAAACGCUACAGUCACGUCAAUAAGAAAGCACUGGACCAGUUUGUUAGUUUCUCUGAUCAGAAGGAAAAGUUGAUGAAGAGAAAGGAAGAGUUAGACAGAGCACAACAGUCGAUCAUAGAUCUUAUGAAUGCAUUAGAUCAUAGAAAGUAUGAGGCAAUACAGUUAACAUUCAAGCAG
Molecule: messenger RNA, 1797 nt
Organism: Candidula unifasciata
Lineage: Eukaryota; Metazoa; Mollusca; Gastropoda; Stylommatophora; Geomitridae
Source: the annotation of a GenBank genome assembly